UGACGUAGCGGAAGUCCGCUCUCCGGGCCCAAAUGGCGGCCGGGCCCGGAGCCAUGGAGGGGGACUGGCUGUUCGACUCGCUGCGCCUGUACAAGGAUCUCCACGCCUUCGAGCUGCAGGGGCCCACGCGAGCCAUCGAGUGGACAGGAGACAAGAGUAUCUGUGUCGCGGGGUGUGAGCAUCAGAAAAAGAAUGAGAUUCUCCAGCUCCUUCUCCCCCCUAAACUCUGUGCUCAGGAGAAGCAGGGCUUGUGCCCGGACAGAGACUUCAGGGUGGAGCGUGGAGGCUUCUCGGGCCGGCCGGUGUACAACCUGAAACGUAUACCAGACUCCAGGCUGCUGGUUACGAGCGGCCCCCCGGGCGGUGCCCUGCAAGUCUGGGAAAUGGCGGAGGACAGUGAUGUCAUCCGAGCCGCGAGCACCGUCGGCACCGGGGCGGCCGCCGGGGGCCCGUGGCCCAGGAUCGCCGCCACCGUCGGCCGGGCCCCCGGGGUGGUCCACGGGGCCAGACUCAGCGACGUGCAGGUCACCGAGGUGGAGUCGCGGGCCGUCGUCUUCAGGGCAGGGCUGAGCGGCGACGACGAAGUGAGCAGUCUCCAGGUCCUGGACGCGGACACCUUCCUCCUCUGCUCUGCGUCGGGGAGGCUCGGCCUGCUGGACCUCCGCCAGGCCCCGGGGACCCCGGCGAGCCUGGGACCCGUCCCCGGGCCCGCCGGGGAGCGCUGGUGCGCUGGGGCCCGCGACCGGGCCGGGGGCGGCGCGGGCGGCCCGGACCCCGCCGUCGCCAGCCUCUCCUCGGGAGGGCAGCUGCGGAUCACCGACCUGCGGAACCCGCGGCGGCCCGCGUGGCGGGCCCGCCGCCCGGGGACCGCCGUGCCCGGCGCGGACGGGGAGCUGCUGCAGGUGACCUGGGCUCCGGCUCUGGACGGCUGCCUGGCUGUUUCAGGGCUCGAUGGCACCGUCGAAGUCUACGACACCACGGCCGCCCCAGGGGACGGAGCGGAGCCGCUGUUCGUGCACAGGGGUCACCUCUUCAUGGCCCCCGACGGCCCAGGGGAGAUCCCGCCGCCGGUCACUGCCCACACCUGGCACCCCUGGCGCCCCAGAACGCUGCUGUCGGCGGCCGCCGACGGCUCCCUGCACGUGUGGGACUGGACGGACCCUCGGGCCGCCGGCUGACGUGGCCUCCCGCUCCCGGCGGGAGGGAGGAAGGAGCUGGGCCCGCUCCCCGAGAGGGUGGGCGUCCUCCUCCUGCCACCUGGGGCCCACCGACCCCGGAGCCCAGGAGUCCCAUCUCCGUCCCCUGCCUCGGUCCCGGGACGUGAAAUCCAGCUGAAGGGCGGGACCCCCGUUCCGGGCUCGGGUCGGGGUGGGCGGGCCGGGCCCCAGAGCCAGCCCCUGCCCUGGCAGCGGUGGCGACGGAGGGCAGCAACCCUCCCGGCCCCUGAGGAGCACGCGGAAGCCGCUUGCUCUGGGCGGCAACUGGGCCGCGGUCACCCGGCACCUCCGGUCCUGAGCUCGGAGCCCCCCGCCGCCGCCGCCGCCGCCGGAGUGAGGUUGGUCAAGGGGCGUCGCUGGAGGAGGGAGCCUGAGCGGACUCGGCCCGGGUCCAGCGCAGGGGCAGGAGCCGAGGCCUCCGACCCUCACGCCGUGGACCUCGCUCCCCCUCGUGCCCAAGGGUCUGACUACCCUCGCCUCGAAUAAACGGUCUCCAGCGUA
Ornithorhynchus anatinus (platypus) is the source of this 1718-nucleotide messenger RNA. It is a transcript of the gene WDR73, whose product is annotated as WD repeat domain 73. Gene Ontology annotation, molecular function: protein binding. Gene Ontology annotation, biological process: cytoplasmic microtubule organization. Gene Ontology annotation, cellular component: spindle pole; cytosol. The transcript is spliced from 8 exons. The coding region runs from base 33 to 1178 and encodes 381 amino acids. Lineage: Eukaryota; Metazoa; Chordata; Mammalia; Monotremata; Ornithorhynchidae. The record is from RefSeq and is a predicted model, not a curated record.